CUCCUCUGGUAUGAACAGAUCACUUUGCAUUAACUCUAUCCAUGUGCGCAACAAGCACGCGAAUAGAGGAAAUGGAGGGUCGGUUGAGAAUAAAAGCCAUUUGCUCGAAUCGCCAUAAUACUCAUAACCUUUGAAAACAAAACAGGUUCGGUCAGUGCAUAUCGGAUCUGGAAAAACUAAAACCCUUCAAUUUAGGGGAAGGGUUUUGUUUAUUUGCUUUUAUUUUAGCAAUGGUCCGCCAUCGAUCGUCAUCUUCGAGCAGAUGGCGGAUAUUACAUCCCUCGUAUUAUUUGAAAAGGCCGCGCAGAUUGGCCCUCCUCGCCAUUGCCUUUGUCUGCGCAACCUUCCUGGUCUGGGAUCGCCAAACUCUCGCCAGAGAACACGAGGUGGAAAUGACCAACAUUUCAUCUUAUUUUUCCAGGCUGAAAUAUCCAAAUUGAUUGAAGAAAAUGCUCAACUAGAGAACCAGUUACGAGAUCUUAUUAAGUAUGCUGAGGAGUCUGGCAAAAAAAAUAGUUUUCCAAAGAAACAGGAGGAAAUCGUGCAGCGGAGGACCUCUUAUAAUGAUGCUGUUAAUAUGGAAAGACAAAUUAAAGUGAAGGAAGCAAUGCUGCAUGCAUGGACCUCAUAUGAGAAGUAUGCAUGGGGCUAUGAUGAAUUGCAGCCACAAUCAAGAAGUGGGGUGAAUAACUUUGGAGGCCUUGGGGCAUCCAUUAUAGACUCUCUUGACACAUUGUACAUAAUGGGAUUAGAUGAGCAGUUUCAAAAAGCAAAAGAGUGGGUGACCAACUCGCUAGACUUCAACAAAGAUGUUGAUGCAAGUGUUUUUGAAACUACAAUAAGAGUGGUUGGAGGACUGCUUAGUGCAUAUGAUCUAUCGGGAGACAUUAUAUUUCUUCAAAGAGCAAGACAGAUUGGAGAUAGGUUGCUGCCAGCAUGGAAUACACCAUCUGGAAUACCAUACAACACCAUUAAUUUAGCUCAUGGGAAUGCCCACAAUCCAGGCUGGACAGGGGGGGCAAGUAUACUGGCAGAUUCUGGUACGGAGCAAGUGGAAUUCAUUGCUCUUUCCCAGAGAACUGGAGAUCCUAAGUACCAAGAGAAGGUUGAAAAUGUGAUCAAGAAACUGCAUGCAAUUUUUCCAGAUGAUGGAUUACUUCCUAUUUAUAUAAAUCCUCAUUCUGGCAAUGCUGAAACAUACUCAAAGAUUACUUUUGGUGCUAUGGGGGACAGCUUUUAUGAAUACUUGCUUAAAGUGUGGAUACAAGGCAACAAAACUGAUGCAGUGAAGCCUUACAGAGAGAUGUGGGAAAAGUCUAUGGAAGGAUUAAAGAACUUGAUUAGGAAGUCAAAGCCAUCUUCUUUCACUUAUAUUACAGAGCGUUCUGGUAGUGCGCUGAUAGAUAAGAUGGACGAACUAGCAUGCUUUGCUCCUGGUAUGCUUGCUCUUGGAGCCUAUCAUGAUGAAUCGGAGAAAGGAUUAAUGUAUCUUUCCCUUGCAAAGGAGCUUGCCAGGACUUGCUACAACUUCUACAAUUCAACUCAAACAAAGCUGGCUGGAGAAAACUAUAUCUUCAAUGAAGGCGAGGAUAUGGUGGUUGGUACAUCAUGGAACAUCAUGAGGCCAGAAACUGUGGAGUCACUAAUGUACCUUUGGCGAAUUACUGGAGAUGAAACAUAUAGAGAGUGGGGUUGGGAUAUAUUUCAAGCAUUUGAAAAGCAAUCACGGAUUGACUCUGGCUAUGUGGGACUUAGAGAUGUGAAUAGUGGUGAAAAAGAUGACAUGAUGCAAAGCUUUUUUCUUGCUGAAACCUUGAAGUACUUCUACCUUCUGUUCUCACCGCCAUCUGUUAUUCCUCUUGAUCAGUGGGUUUUUAACACUGAAGCCCAUCCAUUAAAAAUCACAACACGUCUAGACUCGAUGCAGAUGCUUGGGAAUCAUCAAUUUGGUCAACAAGCACAAGAAGUCAAAAUAGACCAGAGGUUACGUGGUGAAAGGUUUGAAUCUUUUAAUCGGAUCAAGAGCAAUAUUUUGGAAAGGGGGAAACACCGGGAGCGGAUAUUAGGUAGGAAGGAAGGUCAUUCAUGAACUUUCAGAGGUACUAACAAAUUAUAAUUUUGUAAUCAUUCUUGUCCUAUAAUUUCAUGGCUGUGACUGACAUGAGUUAGUUUUGAGUAAUUUAUUUUAAACCAAGCCAGGAGCACCUCACUUUGCAACAAUUUGUUUAUGGUGCUCAUACAAUUUGUACAAGCCAUAUUUUAUAAGUGAACUUCAUUUUUGGAAA
Cryptomeria japonica (Japanese cedar) is the source of this 2285-nucleotide messenger RNA. Its product is annotated as mannosyl-oligosaccharide 1,2-alpha-mannosidase MNS1. Lineage: Eukaryota; Viridiplantae; Streptophyta; Pinopsida; Cupressales; Cupressaceae. The transcript is spliced from 14 exons. Gene Ontology annotation, molecular function: calcium ion binding; mannosyl-oligosaccharide 1,2-alpha-mannosidase activity. Bases 263 to 2089 code for a protein of 608 amino acids. The record is from RefSeq and is a predicted model, not a curated record. Gene Ontology annotation, biological process: carbohydrate metabolic process; N-glycan processing. Gene Ontology annotation, cellular component: endoplasmic reticulum; Golgi membrane.